Messenger RNA from Diatraea saccharalis (sugarcane borer), 771 nucleotides. Lineage: Eukaryota; Metazoa; Arthropoda; Insecta; Lepidoptera; Crambidae. The record is from the annotation of a GenBank genome assembly.
AUGGGAAAAAGGAAAAGUGAUGAAGAAAAGUUAAGAAAAAUUAAAGCCAAAAUCAGAAAAUUAGAAAAAAAGUUACAAAAAGAAGCUACAAAUAGCAGUUCAUCAGAAGAGGUGGAGAAUGAAGAACCACAGCAGCAGACCUCCACAAUAAUCAGUGAGGAGUUGGAACUUGUUGAACCUACUAUAGAAAGAAAUACCACAGAGUUCUUGAAAGAGUUAACGUGCUGGGGUCGCGUGUCACCGGACUGGUCUCGGUGCGUGGACGAGUUGCAGGACGCCGUACGGGAGAUCAGCGAGAGAGCACAGCAAUUGACAUACUUCAACAGGAACGCUGAACUUUGCUGGUGAGAUUACACAAAAAAUAUUGAGACCUACUUAGUUAAAAAUGGCACUUCGUGCGCGUAAAUUAUAGCCUAUGUUAUUCGCUUGUGAUAUAGUUUCCCAUAAGUGAUAUAAUUUCGUGAUGGGAUCAGUAUAUCCCAAGAUUAUUCCGUACAAAUAAAGUUAGAAACUUAUCUUUAUUAUAUUAGUAAUAAUUUGUCCAUUGACAAUAGUUAAGGCCUUAGCUACUAUAAGCCAGUUGUAAUAAAAAGUCGGUCUUGCUCAAACUCGGCGAGCACGUUGCUCAGACGAAUGGCUUGGGUACUAGCUCAGGACGUGGCGGCGUGCAGUCAACAACCAAGAGCCUACUGUUCAGCACCACCGCCCCCCCUCACGACGCCGUUGUUGACCGCAUUGUACGGCAUGAUUUUAUAUCCACCGCGAUUGUAA